Molecule: messenger RNA, 1680 nt
Organism: Drosophila teissieri
Lineage: Eukaryota; Metazoa; Arthropoda; Insecta; Diptera; Drosophilidae
Gene: Ir48c
Source: RefSeq, a predicted model, not a curated record
AUGUCGUUGCUUAGAAUCCUUCUGAUAAUCAUAUUUUUGAGGAUAGUUUUGUCCAUUCCUGACACAAUCAUAUUACAAUUGAGUGCUGAACUAAAAAUUAAAAUCCAAAUUUACAUCGGCUUUGGAAAGAAUCUUGACUUUCCAAGCUCAGAUGACAAUUACCCGAAAUUGGUUAUUUAUAAUAACAUAAGUGAAGAGUUUAAGACCUAUCACGACGAACCUGUGCUUCUAAUAAUACGACUUGAAGAUUUGGAUUUGAAUUUGGCCACUUUGGAUGUGCUAAGAUCCUAUCUCGCGGAUAGGCAAUUCAAUGAUAUAUUACUGAUAGAUAGAGAUAAAGAAAAUACAAGCAGUUAUAUGGAUAUAUGUGAAGCUUACUGGAAUGCAGGCUUUUCACACUUGCUAAUCUACAACUCGCGGGACCAACUUUGGUCAAUAAAAGCCUAUCCUUACUUGCAUAUAAGGCCUACAAACUUGAAAGAGUAUAUAAAAAACAGGAAUACCCGUAACUUGAUGGGAUAUCCAAUGCGAGUUUUAGUGACCAACGAUCCGCCUCAUUGCUUUGUGGAUGAAGAUGAACUACCGAAUUCUCCGAAUCGCUAUAAAGGCAGUAUAGCCACCGUGUUGAAGAUAUUUGCGGAUCGGCUCAAUGCAACUUUUCAAGCGAUUCCUUAUCCUGAAUUUCAACGCUAUUCCACCGGCGAAUGUCUGCAGAUGGUCAGGAAGGAUGAAGUCGAUGCCUGUGGCAGUAUCUUCAUAAGGACCUACGAGUACGCCACCAGUCAACCAGUUCGCUUGAAUCGUGUGGUUAUAAUGGCGCCAUUUGGCAACCCCAUCGAGAAGUUCUACUACUUCUUCAGGCCCUUUGACUUGUACGUCUGGAUCGGAACUGGCAUUAUCGUGUUCUAUAUCGCGGUAAUGGGUUCCUUGCUCCAUCGCCUGCACUGCAAGGAAUGGGAUGUGGGUCAGUACCUCCUGCUGGCCGUGCAAACUCUGCUGAACCGGGAACUGUCUUUGCCGCAGUCUUCGCGUGGAUCCAAAUUGAUGUUACUGCUCCUGCUAUUUGGCAUUGGAUUUAUUCUCUGCAAUUUAUAUGUGGCACUGCUGUCCAUGAUGCUGACCACAAAGCUGUUCCAGAGACCCAUUGAAAACUUGGCCGACUUGAAGGCGGCCAAUGUGAGCAUACUACUCCAGAAGCACAAUGUCAAACCUAAUUCGGUGUACGGAAGCUCGGAGGAGUUGAGGGAGAGGUUCCAGCUGGUUGAGGAAUCCCUACACUUGGCGAAGAGAAAUAACCUGGAUCCAAGUUACGCCUACGUGGACUCGGAGGACAGAAUGGAUUUCUACCUAUACCAACAGAAAUUCCUUCGAAGGCGCAGGAUGAAGAAGCUAUCCAAUCCCGUGGGUUACACCUGGGCCGUUCAGGUCAUCAGGCAAAACUGGGUCUUGGAAAAACACUACAAUGAGCAUGUGCAACGCCUGUUUGAGACCGGAUUGCAAAAUAAACUGGUGGAUGAUGUCCACGAGUUGGCCGUGAAGGCUGGCUUCCUGCACUUCUUUCCCACCCAACCGCAGGCCAUCGAACCACUGCGACUCGAGGACAUAGUGAUGGCUGCCAUGGUCCUGGGCGGCGGACACGCCCUCGCCGGGAUCUGCUUCCUGGGCGAGCUGUUCGCCUAA